GCGCUAACAGCUUACCGGAAGAUUAGCACAGAGGCGGAAGACGCGCUCCGUGGUGUGACAGUGCGCAUCAAACCUGCGGCAGAACCCGGACAGAACCUACAGAACCAGGCUGGAAAAGAGUGCGUUAAGGCGAAAGAGGAAAGUGCGCGCGCAGUUGCAGGUGCGGGACUCGCCAGCAACCAUGGUGGGCGAGCGCCGCAACGGGAACCUGCUGGUCCAGCUGGGGCCCAGCCUGCAGGCGUACCCGGAGGAGUUGAUCCGCCAGCGCCGGACCCACGACGGCCAGACGGAGUACCUGAUUCGCUGGUGCCUCGUCACCGUAGACGACGGGUCCAGCUGCGGGGGCGGAGCCGGCGAGACGGGCGGCCCGAGCGGCGGAGGGACCGGCGUAGGCGGGUCCGGCGGCUCCACGUCAGGAGAAGCUAAGCCGGAGAACAUCCUGAUGUGGAUGACGAUGGAGGACGUCUUCGCCAACUGCCCCACGCUGCUGGGCAAGAGGAAGGCGGAAGCGCAGCGCCCCCUACAGCCGCAGGAGAAGCAGCUGGGCGGCACGGCGGCAGACGGAGCACCUCAGGGCGGCGAAGAGUUUCCGGCAGACGUGACAUUCGACGAGGUGGAACUGUCCGACAUGAAGCAGGAUGUGAAGAACCUGGUGUGCCGCGCCCGGAAGCAGAUGGCCAAGAAGAGCGACUUCUCCAUCAACAUCAUGCACACCAUCCACGUGCUGAGCGCCUACGCCAGCAUCGGCUCGCUGGUCGGCGUCUUCAAGGAGACCGGCGCCCUCAACCUGCUGAUGGAGCUGCUGUGCAACAAGGAGACGCAGACGAGGCGCAGCGCUGGCAAGAUGCUGCGGGCGCUGGCCUCACACGACGCAGGGAGCCGGGCUUACGUCCUGCUGUCCCUCAGCCAGCAGGACGGCAUCGAGCAGCACAUGGACUUCGACAACCGCUACACCCUGCUGGAGCUGUUCGCCGAGACCACGUCCUCCGAGGAGCACGGCAUCUCCUUCGAGGGCAUCCACCUGCCCCAGAUACCUGGGAAGUUGCUCUUCUCCCUGGUGAAGCGAUACCUGUGCGUCACGUCUCUGAUGGACCAGCUGAACACUGCGGGGGCGGAGGCAGGCUCAGAGAGACAGGACGGUAGCCCCGCCCCCACCGCUACAGGCUCCGCCCACCAGUCAGAGCUCCUCCGCCUUCAGAAGGAGUUUGACUUCACCAUGGCUAUGGCCAACCUGAUCUCGGAGCUGGUCCGGGUCAUGGGCUGGGACCGGAACCGGAAGACUCCCGACGGCUCCGGACGGCAGUCAGGAGGGGGCAUGGCCUGCGGCAAAGAGCUGGCGGAGGAGGUGCCCCGCCCCAUCCUCCGCUCCAUCUUCCAGCCCCGGUUUUGCACCUCGUCUGUGUCGCCGGCCGCCGGCUCCCCGGAUUCGGUGCCGGCAGCCACGCCAACCAAGAAGAGGGGCGGGAACGGCUUCAAGGCGCGGUCAGACUUCAGUAGCCGCUCGGCGUACGUGGAGUACGUCCAGGACAGCCUGAAGAGCGGCAUGGCGGUGCGCAUGCUGGAGGACUACGAGGAGGUGAGCGCCGGCGACGAGGGCGAGUUCCGCUACAGUAACGACGGCUCGCCGCCCGUUCAGGUCUACUGGAACUCCCUGUCCAGAACCUACUGGGUCCACUGGCACAUGGUGGAGAUACUGGGCAGCGGAAGCAGCAGCCAGUCCGACAGGGAGACGCAGGAGAAGGCCUCCACCCUGACCGAAACGCUCAAACUCACCGCAGGUAAGAUGGACUUCCUGCCCGCUACUCCCCCUGCUCCUCAGCUUUUCUCUUCCUCUCCUCCUCCUUUGCCCCCAGUCAGCCAGACGUUCUUCUCCAAGCCGCCGGGGGGCCUGUACUCGCUGCCCUACCUGACGGAGGCGCUGCAGGCGGAACCACUGCUGCUCAGCCGAGCAGAGUGGUGGGAGGUGCUGUUCUUCAUCAAGAAGCUGGAGCCCAAGCAGCAGCAGGAGGUGCACAGCUUGCUGCAGCAGAGCUUGGAGGACCAGGAGGUGCAGCCAGAUGAUGCGUCUCUCAUCGGCCUGUCCGUCCCCGGAGACGUGUCCAAGAAGCUGCUGCACUACCUGAAGCAGGCGCUGCCGUCCUGGUGCCUCGACGACCUGCUCUGCUCCCACGCCUUCUGCAAGCACUACCUGCGGCGAGGAGGAGGAAGCCUGGAGGAUGAAGAGCUGCUGGCAGAAAGCUCCCUGGCUCCACCCGCUUUGGGAGGAGGAACACAGAGCUUCACCUCCUCAUCGUCAGCCUCCUCUUCCUCAGCUAAAGGCUCAGUUUCCAAGAAGGCUAAGAAGGAAGUUCCUCUGGACUCUGGCUCCUCGGAGACGGAGAGCGAGCUUCCCUCUGAGGACGACAGCAAGUAUCCAGACGACCUGGAGGACAAGAUGAAAGUGUUCAACAACCCGCGGGUUCAGGGGAAGAAGAGCCUGCUGGAGAAGCUGGGGGAGGUGGUGGACAUCCUGAAGAAGGGAGGCUCGGCCUCAGAACAAACCCAGCAGCUGGCCACUGUCCUCUUCAUGGCGCGGCUGCUGGAGGAGAAGAGCGCACAGGACAAGAACUCCAUGAGGAGCGAUUCGGCCCAGACCAUUCGUGACAAAGUGCUGAAGCUGCUGGUGGAGCUGCUGGGCUCCUCCUCCAGGGACGUGGUUAUGAGCACGCUCAGAUUGACCCACCUCCUCAUGGUGAAGUACGAGUGGAGGGUGUGCUUCGCUACGGAGGGCGGGGUCAAAGCGGUCCUGUCCUGCAUGCAGGAGUUCUCUACGGUGGUCCACGUGCUCCAGCUGGCGCUGGCGACGCUAAAGGUCAUCACCGGCGCCAGUAAGCACGACCUGCGCAGCGUCGGCAGUAGCCUGCCGCUGUCGGAGUCGGGAACCCAGAUGAUGCUGGAGAUCUUCGCUAGCAUUGGCUCAGCCACUCCCGAAGGCUCCAAGGGCCUCCUGAGCGCCAUCCCGUCUGCCAUCGACCUCAUGCUGAAGACCAAAGGCUGCAUGCUGUCGGUUCGGAAUGGGCUCCUGGUCAUCAUCAUGCUCAUCGCCAGCCACAAGAGUCUAGCAGAGCAGCUGGUGGCUUGCGGUGUCACCACCGUCUUGAAAAAGUGUUUGACACUGUCCAGGGCUGAGACCAUGCUGGCCAUCAUCGCCCUCAACCACAUCUCCAUGGUGCACAAGCUGGAGAGCAAAGAGAGUCAGGACCAGCUAGACUUUAAGGACACAGAGCUGCAGAUGUUGGUGGUGAGCCUGAAGGAGCUGACGGUGACCAAAGAGGUGAUCCAGACCCUGGAGCAGCUACUGUGCGAUGACACGUUCCAGCUGGAGGACGAGCGCCGACAGGUCACCCGCAGCCGGGACACCUACCAGGACCUGGUCCGCCUGAUGGAGCAGCACCGAGCUGACCGGGCGGUCCAGCUGUCCAUCCUCAGAAUCCUCAACAAGUUCCUGGACAACUACGAGGAGGACAUGCUGCCAUGGCACGAGAGCAUUGAGCCAUGUCUGUCGACAAUGACGGCGUUCAUCAACGACAGAGAGGUUGUGCAACUCUUCAUCCGCUUCUUGUACCGACUGGCUUCACUGAACAAGGACUAUGCAGUGGUUAUGUGCCGCCUGGGGACCAAGGAGUCUCUGGUGAAGGCUCUGGACAAACACAGCACUAACCUGCUGCUGGUCACCGAGCUGCGAGACCUCAUCAGUGACUGUGAGAAAUACGCCAGCCUCUACAAGAAGAUGACCACCAGCGUGCUGGCCGGAUGCAUCCAGAUGGUGCUGGGUCAGAUCGAAGAGCACCGCCGCAGCCACCAGCCGAUCAACAUCCCUUUCUUCGACGUCUUCCUGAGGAACCUGUGCCAAGGCUCCAGUGUGGAGCUCAAGGAGGAUAAAUGUUGGGAAAAGGUGGAGGUUUCCUCCAAUCACCAUAGAGCCAACAAGCUGACUGACAAGAACCCCAAAACCUACUGGGAAUCCAAUGGGUGCACUGGCUCGCACUUCAUCAACAUUUACAUGCACAAGGGCGUGGUCAUCAGACAACUCGCCAUCCUAGUCGCCAGUGAGGACUCGAGCUACAUGCCGGCCAGGAUCCUGGUUCUGGGCGGGGAUGACCCAGCCAACAUCAACACAGAACUCAACACGGUGAACGUCGCUGCCUCAGCCAGCCGCGUGGUUCUCCUGGAGAACAUGACCCGGUUCUGGUCCAUCAUUCAGAUCAGGAUUAAGAGAUGCCAGCAGGGUGGCAUCGACACUCGGGUCCACGGCUUUGAGGUUCUGGGUCCGAAGCCCACGUUCUGGCCCGUGUUCAAGGAGCAGCUGUGCCGCCGUACCUACCUGUUCUACAGUACCAAGGCCCAUACCUGGUGUCAGGAGGUGGUGGAGGACAAGGCUCAGCUGCUGCAGCUCUUCAACAAGCUGAACAGUGCGUUGAGACAUGAACAGAUGUUUGCAGAUCGGUUUCUGCCGGACGCUGAAGCAGCCGAAGCUCUGGGUCGGACCUGCUGGGAGGCUCUGAUCAGCCCCAUCGUCCACAGCAUCACGCUGUCAGAAUCAAAAGCAUCCAGUCCGCUGUCGUGGCUCCUCAGCGAGUACCUGGAGAACUCGGAGGUGGCCCGCCGCUGCAAGAGCCGAGCCGCUAUCUUUAACUCCAGAGUGAGACGCCUCACUCACCUGCUGGUCCAUGUGGACACGAGUUCAGCUGACGGCGAGGAGCUCAAACCUCCAGCGAAGUCCAAGGUUCUGAACCGGAGCAAAGAGCUGAAGAAUGGUAAAGAGGGUAAAAACAAAGACUCCUCUGCUGCCUCCUCUUCCUCCUCCUCGUCUUCAUCCAAGCCCAAGGUGAAGAGCAGCAGUAGCAUUGCAGGCAUCGCCCUCUGUUGGCAGGGAGUGGUGCAGCGGCAGGUCAAGAAGUUCCUGGAGUCCAGCUGCAGCCUGCCGGACUUUGUGGAGCGUUAUUGUACUCUGUACCUGCGCCUGAAGAACGCCAUGGAGGAGCUGUUCGGACAGCAGACGGCCUUCGUCCUCGCUCUGAGACACGGCUUCUCUGCUGCGCUGCUGCAGCUCUCCAUCCUCAGAGCCAUGCACGUCAGUGAGCGUUUUGCUCAGUACAUCGACCACAUGAUCCAGGCCAGCGCGGCGCCCUCUGGUGGAGCGGAGACCCUGCAGCGCCUGCAGCAGUUCCUGGAGCCGAUGCUCUUCCUGUCGGGCCUGGAGCUCGCCAACACCUUCGAGCAUUUCUACAGGUACUACCUCGGGGACCGGCUGCUCGCCCAGGGCAACGUGUGGCUGGAGAGCGCUGUGAUCGACCAGAUCGGCAGCUGCUUCCCGAGUCGCUUCCCUCAGCAGAUGCUGAAGAACCUGAGCGAGUCGGCGGAGCUGCAGCAGGAGUUCCACCUGUACCGGCUGCAGCAGCUGGACCGCCACCUGCAGGAGCAGGACCAGGUCAUGGAAGACUGGGAGGAGUCCGAGGAGGAGGCGGAGGUCCAGGUCCUGGUUCUGUCUCCACGGUGCUGGGCCGUGUCCUCGGGCUGCUUCCUGGUUGAACCGGCCAAACAUUUUCCAGCUGAGAUCUGCUCCUACCUGAACCACUUCACCCAGUUCUACAGCCACAGUCAGUCCAUGUACAGCCUGAGCCACUCGAAGCCUCGGCGGCUGCAGUGGACAUGGCUGGGCCACGGCGAGCUGCGGCUGGGCGGCUGGACGCUGCACGUCUCCACGCUGCAGAUGUUCGUCCUGCUGCACUUCAAUGCUCAGGAGGAGGUCAGAGUGCAGCAGCUGCUGCAGGAAAGCGGCCUGUCUGCUGCCGUGCUGCUGCACGCUCUGCAGCCGCUCAUCGCAGACGGAGGACCUUUGACCUGCAGCUCUGAGGAGGAGCCCAGCACAGCUGUGCUGCAGCUGAACCAGCAGGUGGCGUCCCGCAGCCUGCAGGGCGCGCCUGCGUCGCUGCAGCUGCUGCCCCGGCAAACGUACCUGAAUGUGGACGAGGACGCGGCGGGAACGCUGGAAAGGAAGAGGAACUUCAUCUACUGCCUGAUCGUCCACAUCAUGAAGCAGGAGAAGGAGAUGCACAUCGACAACCUGGUGUUCAAGGUCAUGGACUCGUGCCAGAAGCAGGAAGCGGCUCGCUCGCCGGGCGGCGGCCGCUUCGGCUGCAGCACCGGCGACGUGCUGUCCUGCAUCAUGCACGUCAUGAACAAGGGCUGCGUCCGCCGCAACGACGACAAUCCGCACAUCGUGGAGUUUGUCCCCGAGGACCCGGCCACGCCCCAGAAGGGCCACGCCCAGAUCUCCUUCGGCCACGCCGGCUCCAGGAAGGACAGCACGGCCGACAUCAGUUUGGUACCGGCGCCGCAGCGGUUUGAGGAUGGGGUUCUGGACUCGGUUCUGUUCUCGAUGGGCCGGACAAUGACCCAGGAGGAAGUCCGCCAGCUGAUGCAGCGGACGGUGCAGCAGGUGUCGGCGACCCUCAGCCUGGACUCGGACCGGGCCGAACACCUGCUGAUCCACUGCAGGUGGAACGUGGACCUGCUGGUGCAGCGCUACACCGACGACCCCGACGCCCUCAUCAUGGCCGCCGGCCUCACCUGCAGGAACCCGCAGCCGCCGAGCCCCGCCCCCUCCUGCCCCGUCUGCCUGGGGCCCCGGGCCCCCGACGCCGAGCCCGUCCCCACGCUGAGCUGCAUGCACUACUGCUGCCGGUCCUGCUGGCAGGAGUACCUGACGGCGCGGAUCGAACAGAACCUGGUCAUGAACUGCAACUGUCCGAUCACAGACUGCCAGGCUCAGCCCACCUCCCAGUUCUUCCUCGGCAUCCUGACGGACAGGGACACCGUCGCCAAGUACGAGAACGCCUUGCUCAGAGGCUACGUGGAGUGCUGCUCCAACCUGACGUGGUGCACCAACCCCCAGGGCUGCGACCAGAUCCUCUGCCAGGAGGCCGUGGGCAGCGUGGGCACCUGCUCCCGCUGCUGCUGGUCCUCCUGCUUCAGCUGCAACUUCCCCGAGGCCCACUACCCGGCCAGCUGCAGCCACAUGUCCCAGUGGAUGGACGACGGCGGGUUCUACGAGGGGAUGAGCACGGAGGCCCAGAGCAAACAUCUGGCCAAGCUGAUCUCCAAGCGCUGCCCCAGCUGCCAGGCGCAGAUUGAGAAGAACGAGGGCUGCCUGCACAUGACCUGUGCCAAAUGUAACCACGGCUUCUGCUGGCGCUGCCUGAAACCAUGGAAGCCCACACAUAAAGAUUACUACAACUGCUCCGCCAUGGUGAGUAAAGCCGCCAGGCAGGAGAAGAAGUUCCAGGACUACAACGAGAGAUGCACCUUCCACCAUCAGGCCAAGGACUUCGCCGUCGGCCUGGAGAGCAAGGUGUCGUCCAUCAACGAGGCUCUGCAGAUGAAGUCGCUGACCUUCGUCAUCGACGCCUGUAAAGUCCUGGCUCAGGGCAGAAAGGUGCUGGCCUACUCCUGCGUCUACAGUUACUACAACCAGGAGACGGAGAAGAUGGACGUGAUGGAGCAGCAGACGGAGGCGCUGGACCUCCACACCAACGCCCUGCAGAUCCUGCUGGAGGAGACUCUGCUGCAGUGCACUGACCUGGCCUCCUGCGUCCGGCUGCUCAAACCAGAACAUCUGAACACGGGCCUGGAGCUGAUCCGCCGCAUCCAGGAGCGCCUGCUGGCCAUCCUGCAGCACUCCACCCAGGACUUCAGGGUCGGCUACCAGACCAAGAGCGGCCAGGAGCCCGAGACCACGCAGGCGUCCAGCCUGUCCAACCACACGGACACCAACAAACGGUCCAAGUCCAACCGCGGGUCAGACUCUGGAGAUUCGGACAACAACACGUACAACGCCGAGGAGGGCGGCGAGGAGGCGGAAGACGACGAUGACGAGUACGACGAAGAGUACGUUCCCGAGUGGCACGAAGACUACGACGAAGACGACAUCGACGAGGACGACUUCUUCUCCGACGACGACGAGUCCGAGAACCUGGAGAGGGACUUCAGCCCCUUCGACUGAGUCGGGU
This is a messenger RNA of Xiphophorus maculatus (southern platyfish), 8051 nucleotides long. RefSeq names its product cullin 9 (gene cul9). Lineage: Eukaryota; Metazoa; Chordata; Actinopteri; Cyprinodontiformes; Poeciliidae. Gene Ontology annotation, molecular function: zinc ion binding. The transcript has 44 exons. The coding region runs from base 182 to 8044 and encodes 2620 amino acids. The record is from RefSeq and is a predicted model, not a curated record.